Messenger RNA from Trichomonas vaginalis G3, 1503 nucleotides. RefSeq names its product integrase core domain containing protein family. Gene Ontology annotation, molecular function: nucleic acid binding. The record is from RefSeq and is a predicted model, not a curated record. NCBI's taxonomy places the organism in Eukaryota, Parabasalia, Trichomonadida, Trichomonadidae. Gene Ontology annotation, biological process: DNA integration. The transcript has a single exon. Bases 1 to 1503 code for a protein of 500 amino acids.
AUGGAUAACGCAAAUUUAGAAAAUUUAAUUGAUAAUUUAGUACUUAAUCAAAAUUUUCUUAAUUAUUAUGAAUUAAAAUCAUAUCUCCAAAAACAUAAUAAUAAUAUAACGGGUGAUGAUAUGGAUUAUUAUUAUUCGUAUUAUAAAAAUGAAAUUUUGAAAUAUCAUGAUAAAAUAAUUUCUGAAAUUAAAGACAAAAUAAUUUCUGAAAUUAAAGACAAAAUUAAAAAUAAUGAAUAUACAAAGGAACAAAAACAAAAGAAGAAAAAGCCGAAAACAACACCAAAAGAGAAAGUAGCAAAUGUUCAACAGCUAAAGGUGCAAAACGCCCAGGUUCUUCAGACCAUAAAUGAAGCACAAGCUUUAAUUUAUGAUUCAUUAGUUAAACCAUAUUCAGCCCGACUUUUAAAUGAAGAUCAACUUUUGGAAUUCAUCCUUCAACAUAAACUCGAAGCGGGAAAGUAUAUCAAACCUUUAUAUACAGCAUAUUUAAAACAAAUGAAUAGAAUACAUCCAGAAUUAAUGAAGGGAGGAAUGAAAUCCAAAACUUCAUCAUCCAAAAUCAAAGCAGAUAAAAUUAAACCACCUGCAACACCAAAACCUCCAACGACAGUACCUCCUCCUCCUUCAGUUAAUCCUUCAUCAUUCACUUUAUUAUAUCCAUUUCAAUCACCAAAGAAACAAAAAGAUUUUAAAAAGGAUUUCAAGAUAUUAAAUAAACCAAUUGACCCGAAAAUUCAACCGUUAAAGGAAAAAUUUAGUCGCCCUUCAUUUGCACCAUAUCCAUAUUCAUACGAAAUCGAUCAUCUGGAAUAUUCAAAAGGAAACGUUACUUAUUUAUUCGCCAUUAACAUUAACACUAGAUAUUUAUAUUGCAUUCCGGUGAAAGGGAAAACAAAACAGGAAACAAGAAGAGCUAUUCAAUACUUACUAGAUCAUGAAAGAGUAGAUAAUAUAAGGAUUGAUGGUGAUAAAGGAUUUCAGGCAACUAUGGCUCGUUAUUUCCCACAAAUUAAUUUUUACUUCUCAUCUUCUCCAUAUACGUUUCAUAAUAAAAUAGUUGAUGCGGUAAUGAGAACUCUUAGAGAUGCGUUAGGGGUUAACGGUCGGAUAUACUGGGAUGGAAAUCAUGACUCCAUCAUACAGCAGUUAGUAUAUUAUUACAAUAAUACAUGGCAUAGAACUAUAAACAUGAAACCAGUGGAAAUGAAAAAUGAUAUUUCAAAAGAAUGGGAAUAUAUUAGAAAGCAAAUGGAAAGGUUAAAUGAUGUUAAACGUGAACAAAUUAAUUCGGGGCUCAUGAAUUUUAAACAAGGGGAUAAAGUUUUGAUUCAUCUCGAUUAUGGAAAAACUAAUAAAUCAAUGACAAAAAGAAGACGAAGAUUUGACACAAUAGCUGAAUUUGUUAGAUAUAUUAACGGCAAUGCAUUAGUUGAAGUUGACAAUAAAUUAAUAGAAAUUCCGAUUUAUUUUAUUACUCCAUUAUAUUUAAAUAAUAUUUAA